Messenger RNA from Phodopus roborovskii (desert hamster), 1161 nucleotides. RefSeq names its product translation initiation factor IF-2-like. NCBI's taxonomy places the organism in Eukaryota, Metazoa, Chordata, Mammalia, Rodentia, Cricetidae. The coding region runs from base 1 to 1161 and encodes 386 amino acids. The transcript is spliced from 2 exons. The record is from RefSeq and is a predicted model, not a curated record.
AUGAGCGGGCCUCCCGCCGCCUGCACCCCCGUAGUCACCCGCCGGACCACGGACCAGCAAGCAGCGCGUGGCGCCCGGGGCGGCCACGGACCAGGCCGACUUGGAAUGGGGAAGGAGGGGACACGGGAGGACCGAGGCCUGGACGGUCCCCGGGCCGCCGUUUCCGGCCAGCCGGGUCCAGGCGGCGGCGGCGGCGGCGGGGACCCUUCCCCCAUCAGGCCUCACCUCUUCCACCCCAACCCGAACCCCAAGCCCAUGGCGGGCGCGGCGAGUGCGGACCGGGGCGGGCCCGCGCAGCGGAGAGCCCGCGGCCGCCCUCACCUCCUCGGCUCCGGGGCCACCGCGCUGCACUCUUCCUCCUGUCGCCCGCCUCGCGGAUGCUGGCGGCGGCGGCGGCGACUCAGACCCUUGGGGUCAGGGGGACGGGCGCCCAGGCCGGAAGUGACCUUCCCGGCCGCUUCCGCUCGCGCCUCGGCCUCGGCCUCUCCUCCUCCCCCGCCCGGGCCGCCGCCGCUUCCUCGCCGCUCUAGGCAGGCGAGCUCCGCGACCCCUGCUGGCCGCCGCCGCCGCCGCCCCUUCACCCCCCGCCCCCCGUCCCCCCGCCCGGCUCUAUGGUCACCGAGAGGCGCCUCGGGACGCCACUUCCGGAUGCGUCUAGGACGCGGGUCCUCCGCCCCGCUCUAUGGCGCCGCGCUCCCACGGGGCCCCGGCCCCGCCCCCUCCCAGGCCGAAGGCCGCGCUCGGCCCGUUAGGCGCACACUUCCGGGUGGCGUCGGGGCGGGCCCCCAACCCCAGCCUCGCCGCCACUCGCGCCUGCGCGGAGAGCCGCCCGCGGGGACGCUCCCGCCACUCCGGUCCUCCUGGCGUCUCUAUCGCCGUAACCCGUUCGGCGCCGGGGCGCCGGAGAGCUCAGGCCCCAGACACCGGGACUCAGGGUUGCACUUUGGGGACGGCCUCAUCUGGAGAUCGGCUCCCCCCCCCUCCUCUCCCCGCGUUUUGCAGAGGACCAGAGUUCGCGUGACCUUAUUAAAGUGGCACAGCAAGAAUGGCGGGGGGCCUGGGCUCGAACCUGCAGAGUGUGCCUCUAAGUGUGUUCAGCCUGUGGCUGAAAGGCUGCCGCCGCCUCGUAGGCGGGAGAUCCAUCACGGUCUUCGAGGAUAA